UAUCUCCAACUCCGAGCAGCAGUCAGUCAGCAGUGAGCUCGGCCGCCGCAUGGCUACUGUGUAAACUUUACUCAACAACAAGUGGAGACCGUAGGAUAACGAAGAGGUGCACACGCUCGGAGAACUUGAGGGACGUACUAGGAACGUCUAUGAAUCGGGAACCUGCGCUCCACUAAUCAAAGUGUUGCUUCCCACUCGUGCAUGUUUAAACCAGUGGAGAGCUCUGGUGCCGUGUGUCGGCCAGACGACUAGUACAAACGAGUGGCAACAGCAGUCCGGAGGCAUGAUUUUGAGACGGGGCUCAGUCGUUGUUGCCUUUUUACUCUGCUUUCUCGCUAAGGUGUCAGAGGGAUCCGGACAAUUCGAGUUACAAAUCGUAUCGAUGCGCAAUGUGAACGGAGAGCUGCUGAACGGCGUGUGCUGCGACGACGGCCGGAGGAGCGGCACGGAUAGAGAGUGCACACGGGAUGAGUGCGAUACGUUUUUUAAAGUUUGCCUAAAGGAAUAUCAGUCGAGAGUUUCUGCUGCAGGGCCCUGCAGCUUCGGAAUGGGAUCUACGCCUGUCCUCGGAGGGAAUACCUUUUCUUUGAAGAGCUCUGUGAGGAAUGACAAAUCCAGGAUAGUUUUGCCCUUCAGUUUUGCCUGGCCGAGGUCCUACACUCUGAUAGUGGAAGCCUUGGACUACAACAAUGAAAACGGUGGUGCUGAUGGGAGGUUGAUAGAGAAGGCCUCUCAUUCUGGUAUGAUCAACCCUAGCCCGCAGUGGCAGAAGCUGACGCACAACGGCCCUGUAGCUCAGUUUGAAUACCAGAUCCGGGUCAGCUGUGACGAGCACUACUACGGUUUCGGCUGCAACAAGUUUUGUCGACCGAGGGAUGAUUUCUUCGGGCAUUAUACUUGCGACAACAAUGGAAACAAAACCUGCCUGGAAGGCUGGUCUGGACCUGACUGCAACACAGCUAUAUGUCGACAGGGCUGCAGCACUGAACACGGAUCAUGUAAGGAGCCCAGCUUUGGGUGUAAGUGUCUGUAUGGCUGGCAGGGUCAGUACUGCGACAAAUGCGUUCCCCACCCUGGCUGUGUUCACGGCACCUGUAAAGAGCCAUGGCAGUGCCUGUGCGACAUCAACUGGGGCGGUCACCUUUGUGAUAAAGAUCUGAACUACUGCGGCACUCACCAGCCAUGCCUGAAUAGAGGGACAUGUAUCAACACUGGACCUGAUAAGUAUCAGUGUACCUGUGCAGAGGGUUACUCUGGACCUAACUGUGAGAGAGCCGAACAUGCUUGCCUCUCCAAUCCAUGUUCGAAUGGAGGCAGCUGCUCAGAAACCAAUCAAGGCUAUGAAUGCCAGUGUGCACCAGGCUGGACUGGCCCCUCCUGCUCUAUCAAUGUUGAUGACUGCAUUCCAAAUCCCUGCAAUCAUGGAGGUACCUGCCUCGAUCUGGUUAACAGCUAUAAGUGUCACUGUCCUUCGCAGUGGACGGGAAAGACAUGUCUAAUAGAUGCCAACGAAUGCGAUAGCAAGCCCUGCGUCAAUGACAACUGCCGCAACCUGAUUGGUGGAUACUUCUGCGAGUGCCUCCCCGGUUGGACGGGGCAGAACUGCGACAACAAUAUAAACGAUUGCAAGGACCAGUGCCAGAAUGGGGGAACUUGUAAGGACUUGGUAAAUGGCUAUCGUUGCAUGUGCCCCCCUGGCUUCGCUGGCGAGCACUGCGAGAGGGACAUCGACGAGUGCGCGAGCUCGCCUUGUCUGAACGGCGGCCGCUGUCAAGACGAAGUGAACGGAUUUCAGUGCCUGUGUCUGGCUGGCUUCUCAGGAAAUCUCUGCCAGCUGGAUAUUGAUUACUGCUCGCCCAACCCAUGUCAGAAUGGAGCAGGCUGCUUCAACCUGGCCACAGACUAUUACUGCGCCUGCCCAGAAGACUAUGAGGGCAAAAACUGCUCUCACCUCAAGGACCACUGUCGCACCACCACAUGCAAAGUGAUUGACAGCUGCACAGUUGCCGUGGCAUCCAACAGCACACCGGGAGGAGGAGCGUUACAUUUUCAUCAAAUGUUUUCAAGACCUCACGGCCGCUGUCGGAGUCAGGCUGGGGCCCAGUUCAGAUGCGAGUGCCAGGAGGGUUUCAGAGGCACCUACUGCCAUUAGGACAUCAAUGACUGUGAGAGUAACCCGUGCCGCAAUGGAGGCACUUGUAUCGACAAAGUCAGCGUGUAUCAGUGUAUCUGUGGCGACGGCUGGGAAGGCGACCACUGUGAGAUCAACAUAGAUGACUGCAGCACCAACCCCUGUCAUAAUGGAGGGACAUGUCGAGACCUGGUGACUGACUUCUUCUGUGAAUAAAAUGGCUGGAAGGGAAAGACAUGCCACUCCCGCGAAAGUCAGUGCGAUGAAGCCACAUGUAACAACGGAGGCACUGCUACGACUGAGGGCGACACAUUCCAGUGCAAGUGUCCCCGGGAUGGGAUGGGAACAACAUGUAACAUAGGUGAGUCAUCCAUUUGCCAAAAACUCAGUUGCCUUCCAAACCCAUGUGAGAAUGGAGGUACCUGUGUGGUGACUGGGGAUUCGUUCACCUGUGUCUGCAAAGAAGGCUGGGAGGGUCCCACGUGCACCCAAAAUACCAACGACUGCAGUCCCCAACCCAGCUACAACAGUGGAACUUGUGUCGAUGGGGAUAACUGGUACCGCUGCGAGUGUGCCCCAGGAUUUGCUGGGCCAGACUGUCGGAUCAAUAUUAAUGAGUGCCAGUCCUCUCCGUGUGCCUUGGGCUCCACCUGUGUGGAUGAGAUCAAUGGAUAUCGCUGUCUGUGCCCACCAGACAGGACUGGAUCCCACUGUCAAGAAGUUACAAGAAACCCUUGCUCUGUUAACGGACACAACCCUGAUGGAAUGAAAUGGGAUGAAGACUGCAACUCUUGCCACUGUUCCAAUGGGAUUGUGUGCACAAAGAUGUGGUGUGGCCCUAUGUCAUGCAAACUGGGUGCCAAAGGCCGAGGCGAGUGCCCUUGACAGAGCUGCAUCCCCCUCAGGGAGGGCCACUGCUUUGUGAAGCCUUGCAUCGAGCUGGGAGAGUGCUGGCGCUCCAACCCUCCCCAGCCCCCCACCAAAUGCCACCCCAGCUCCAGUUACCAGGACAACAGCUGCGCCAACAUCACCUUCACCUUCAACAAGGAGAUCAUGCCUCGAGUCCAGGGUUUGACUGUGGAAGGAGUAUGUAAGCAGCUGAGGAACUUACACGUGGUGAAGAAUUUCUCCUUGGAGCAUUCUGUAUCCAUAACCUGUGACCCCUCAUUCUCAGCCAGCAACGAGAUCCACGUCUGCAUCUCUACUGACGACCAUCGCUUGGACGGGAGCCCUGUUAAAGAGAUCACAGAAAGGAUAAUUGACUUGGUUAGCAAGCAUAAUGGGAACAACACGAUCAUCUCCGCCAUUGUAGAAGUGCGUGUGCCAAGCCCCAGCAAAACUGACUACCUAGUGCCCCUUCUCAGCUCCGUUUUCAUUGUCAUCUGGGCCCUCGUGCUGGUCUCCAUUUUGCUGUGGUGCAUGCGCCGGCGGCGGAAACAGAGCAACCACAACAGUACAUCAGCGACCGGCUCAGAGGACAACACCACCAACAAUGUAAGGGAGCAGCUGAACCAGAUCAAGAAUCCUAUAGAGAAGCACGUGGGCCUCACAGUGGCCAUCAAAGACUAUGAAAAUAAGAACUCCAUCAUUGCCAAAAUAAGGACAAAUCAUCCCGAGGGGGAUGAGGAUGACAAGGAGAGGCACCUACAGAAAGGCCGCUUUGCCAAACAGCCAGCAUACACACUGGUGGAGAGGGACGAAAAGGCGCCCAUCUCCAAUCCUAACUCAACAUCCAAGCAUGCUAAUUGGACUAAACAGGACAACAGAGACUUGGAGACAGCAAACAGCAUAAACAGGAUGGACUACAUUGUAUAGCAGACAGCUGUGUUGCUGUGCAACCUAGCCUUACACCGUCACACCCAGGUGGUGGGUGAAACAGGGGAGCUUUGGCAUGUGUAGUUAGUAAACAGUCAUGUCAGUUGUGACACCCCCCCCCCGCCCCCCCC
Archocentrus centrarchus (flier cichlid) is the source of this 4077-nucleotide messenger RNA. RefSeq names its product jagged canonical Notch ligand 1b (gene jag1b). Gene Ontology annotation, biological process: multicellular organism development; Notch signaling pathway; cell communication. Gene Ontology annotation, cellular component: membrane. The record is from RefSeq and is a predicted model, not a curated record. Gene Ontology annotation, molecular function: calcium ion binding; Notch binding. NCBI's taxonomy places the organism in Eukaryota, Metazoa, Chordata, Actinopteri, Cichliformes, Cichlidae.